AAGAUGGCGGCCGCGCCGUGAGGGGAGGGUGUUGCCCGCUACAAAAAUGGCGGGCGGGGAGCCCCGGUGGCUUCCGCGGGGAGCGCGGCUCUGACGUUGUCUCUCGGCGACGCCGCGGGGCCGCGUGGAUCAUGGAGGGGGAGAACGGGGCCACCCCGGGAUCGGGACCGGGAGCGACCCCCGAGGAGCCCAGCGGGGCCGCCGCGGCUCCGGCCGCGGCUCGGCGGCGGCGGAAAGGCGGCAAGAAGCGGCAGGAGGCGGCGGUGGCCAUCCCGCGGGGCAAGCCCAAGUCGGGACGGGUGUGGAAGGAUCCCGGGAAAAAGAGGUUCUCCCACAUGAUCCAGGACAAGGCGCUCCGCAGCUCCUGGGCACGGAAAAUGAAGGAGAGGCAGGAGAGGAAGCUGGUCCGGGAUCUGGCACGGCAGCUGGAGGAGGCGAAGCAGAGGGAGAAGGAGGAAAAGAAGCGGCGGCGGGAGGAAAACCUGAAGCGGCGCCUGGAAAACGAGCGGAAAGCCGAGAUUGUCCAAGUGAUCCGGAACCCCCUGAAGCUCAAGCGGGCCAAGAAGAAGCAGCUGAGGCGGGUGGAAAAGCGGGAUACGCUGGCCCUGCUCCAGAAGACGCCUGUGAGGCGAAGCAAGGCCACGGAAUGAGGCGGG
Messenger RNA from Corvus hawaiiensis (hawaiian crow), 656 nucleotides. RefSeq names its product coiled-coil domain containing 86 (gene CCDC86). Gene Ontology annotation, cellular component: nucleolus. The transcript has 4 exons. The record is from RefSeq and is a predicted model, not a curated record. Bases 132 to 650 code for a protein of 172 amino acids. Lineage: Eukaryota; Metazoa; Chordata; Aves; Passeriformes; Corvidae.